Molecule: messenger RNA, 4270 nt
Organism: Cricetulus griseus (Chinese hamster)
Lineage: Eukaryota; Metazoa; Chordata; Mammalia; Rodentia; Cricetidae
Source: RefSeq, a predicted model, not a curated record
GUGGACAAGAUUGUGGACCAGUUGCAGCAUUUGAUGCAGGUGUAUGACUUGGCCGCCCUUCGGGAUUAUUGGAGCUACCUGGAGCGCAGGCUCUUCAGCCGUUUGGAGGACAUAUAUAGACCCACCAUCAACAAACUCAAAACCAGCCUGUUCCGCUUUUAUCUUGUCUACACAAUCCAGACAAACAGAAAUGACAAGGCACAGGAAUUCUUUGCAAAGCAGGCCACAGAACUCCAGAACCAGGCUGAAUGGAAGGAUUGGUUCGUCUUGCCCUUCUUGCCUUCCCCAGACACCAACCCCACCUUCGCUACCUACUUUUCUCGACAGUGGGCCGACACUUUCAUUGUUUCUCUGCACAACUUCCUGAGUGUUCUCUUCCAGUGCAUGCCAGUCCCUGUGAUCCUGAACUUCGAUGCGGAGUGCCAGAGGACCAACCAGGUUCAAGAAGAAAAUGAAGCUCUGCGCCAGAAGCUUUUUGCCUUGCAAGCUGAAAUCCAUCGGCUGAAGAAGGAAGACCAGCAGCAAGAGGAGGAAGAGGCCUUGGUCCAACACAAACUGCCCCCUUAUGUCUCCAGCAUGGACCGCCUUGGGGACUCAGAGCUAGCCAUGGUGUGCAGCCAGAGGACUGCCUCCCUCUCCCAGUCGCCUCGAGUGGGCUUCCUGUCUUCACUGCUGCCUCAGAGUAAGAAGAGCCCUUCAAGGUUGUCACCCGCUCAAGGCCCUCCUCAGGCUCAGAGCUCAGCCAAGAAAGACUCCCUCAGCAGUCAGGCUACCAAGGGAAAGGACCCAGUGUCCGGGGCCAAGGAUGGGAAGAGCCUUCUGAGCGGACCAGUGCCUGGGGAUGCCAGCUGGACACAUCAGCGCCAACGGCGUCUGCAGGACCAUGGCAAGGAGAGGAGGGAGCUGCUCUCCACCUCCUCCUCCCAGUGCAUGGAGAAGAAGCCGGAAGGCAGUGGCCCAGAAGCUGAGCCCUGCCUGGAACUCCACAUGGGGCCAGUAGAGCCACUGGCCCGGGUGUCCACAGCAGGCUCUGAGGGAGGCCGCCCCGAGCAGCCCUUCAUAGUGCUGAGCCAGGAGGAGUAUGGGGAGCACCAUUCGUCCAUCAUGCACUGCAGAGUGGACUGCUCUGGUAGGAGAGUUGCCAGCUUAGACGUGGAUGGGGUCAUCAAAGUGUGGUCCUUCAACCCCAUCAUGCAGACCAAAGCGUCCUCCAUUUCUAAGUCACCACUGCUCUCUCUAGAGUGGGCCACCAAGCGAGACAGGCUGCUCCUCCUGGGCAGUGGUGUGGGGACGGUUCGUCUUUAUGAUACAGAAGCCAAGAAGAACCUCUGUGAGAUCAACAUCAACGAUGACAUGCCCAGAAUCCUGUCUCUUGCCUGCAGCCCCAACGGGGCCUCUUUCGUCUGUUCAGCUGCAGCUCUGAGCCUCACCUCUCAGGCGGACUCCGUGGCCUUGGAUAUUGGCAGCAAAGGCGUGAACCAGGUUCCUGGCAAACUGCUGCUGUGGGACACCAAAACCAUGAAGCAGCAGCUUCAGUUCUCACUGGAGCCGGAGCCCAUUGCCAUCAACUGCACUGCUUUCAACCACAAUGGCAACCUGCUGGUCACAGGGGCAGCCGAUGGUGUCAUCCGGCUCUUUGACAUGCAGCAGCAUGAGUGUGCCAUGAGCUGGAAGGCCCACUUCGGAGAGGUCUACUCCGUGGAAUUCAGCUGUGAUGAGAAUGCCGUGUACAGCAUUGGCGAGGAUGGCAAGUUCAUCCAGUGGAACAUUCAUAAGAGUGGCCUCAAGGUGACCGAACACAGCCUCCCUUCAGAUGCCACUGGUCCCUUUGUCCUGUCUGGCUACAGUGGCUACAAACAGGUUCAAGUUCCCAGGGGCCGGCUCUUCGCUUUCGACUCAGAGGGCAACCACAUGCUCACGUGCUCUGCCUCGGGGGGCGUCAUCUACAAGCUGGGCGGCGAUGAAAAAGUUCUAGAGAGCUGCUUGAGUCUGGGUGGCCACCGGGCCCCUGUGGUCACUGUGGACUGGAGCACCGCCAUGGACUGUGGGACAUGCCUCACGGCCUCCAUGGAUGGCAAGAUCAAGCUGACCACUCUCCUGGCCCAUAAGCUCUGAUGUCCUGCCUGCAAUGACACAUGGCAAACAGAAUUGUCCCUGGUGGAAGUGAGGCGAGACAGGACAGACAGCGCUUCCUUCUGGCUCUGCACUGUCAGGGCUGUGGAUCUUCAGGGAAAGACCCGACAGGGGGGCUCAGCCAUGUAGCUGCAGCUACUGGAGUAGGAGCCUCUGGAGCAGGCUGCAGUGCUUCCUAGAUACUUGAGUGGUGGCCCGAGAGGGCAUGCUACAGAGCACAGGAUGAACGACGAGGACCAAGCCAUAGUGGCGCACACCGUGUUCAUGGUUGAGGAAUUGACAGUAUUGUGUACAUAAUUGCUUCUCUGUCUUUUUUUAAAGGAAAAAACACGAGGAGAGAGAGAGAGAGAGGAAGGGAGGGAGGAAGGGAGGGAGAAAGAGAGAGAGAGAGAGAGAGAGAGAGAGAGAGAGAGAGAGAGGAGAGAGAGAGAGAGAAAUUGCUCUUGCAGUUACUUGGUGUCUCUUUCUAGAAUGUCUGAGUCACCUGGCCCUAGUGAUAGCCAUGCUUUCCUGCCUUGGUUCUGUCUCACCGCCUCCACUGCCGUGUUGCUGGCAGAACCCCACUAGGUUGCCUGUGGCUUUGUCAGAGUUGAGAUGUAGAUAGACCACAGUACCAUCUUCUGGGCUCAAGUCAAGAUCGGCGUGUCUCCCGCUACACCUGAAUGCUAUUGCCUUCUGCCAGACAACAGCAGGGUCUGAGGUCUGGGCCUCUAGAGCCCCUCUUCCUCGGGAUCUUCUGGUCCCAGGUCUCUCAUUUGGUGGCUCUCUCAUUCUUCCAGCUUGAAAUCUUUGAGCAGGAAUAAUACCAGCUACCUGCACCCUCUGCCUUGCUUAGCCGAGCCUGGGCCAGCUCUGUCUGUACACCUGCUCUCUGUUCCCUCAUUUGGGAGGACCUUGCAGAGACAGGUUCUUGCAUAGUGGGGAGGAACAAAAGUCCCCUCCAUUGUCAGUCCUACAGCCUACUACUGAGGCCAGUCUCGUGAAGAAGUCACUGUAGAGUCAGUAAGCCUGGGCCUGGGCCUCCUGCACUUGGCAGGGGUGACCCUGUUACCUACCUAGGGAAUGCCACUUUCAUGAACAGUGACUGUUUGCAACAGACCUUUGAUAGUUUCUUUGGGUUCCAGGCUAUUUGUGGGCUGUGGAGCUGGAGUUGGGUAACUCCCAGGUGCCUACAUUGGGAAAAGCAGCAGUGUGUUGUGGCCUUGGCUCCCUUCUGGGGCUGAAGGAAAAGUAGAAAGUGGUAUUUGGGGAAAACCAGAGUAGUAGUUAUCUAUUUAUUAUUGGUAUGUGGUGGGGCAUGUGCCACAGCAGAGUUCAGAAGACAACUUGGUAGACUUGAUUCUCUCCGUCCACCUUUAUGUGGGUUUUCGGGGAUCAAACUCAGGUGGCCUGGCUGUCUGGCCAGUGGCUUUACCUGCUGAGCUAGCUCAUGGUUAUCUCUUUUUACCCAUUUCCCUACUGACAUGAAGACAUUAAUUCUUUCCCUGCCAUUUCUCCUCUUGGGCUUGGACAAACUUCAGCUCUCUCACCCAGUUUGUGCUCCUAGAUUUCAUUUGAGUCAAGAGCCCAUGUUUAACUUUUCCUCCCAAAGCUUUUCUUAGGAUUCAUUCUUCCCUCCCAGGGAUUCUCCACAGCUUGCUGAAGCAGUUUGAAAGCUCAGAGAGAGAGGAACACCCCAGAACCUGUCCCUCCCACCCCACCCCUCCUAGGAAGAGUACUGGUCCUCAGAGUAUGUUGGAACUUACACUUUCCUUCAAAGCCCCCUUUUGGGAAUCCUUAGCCUUCGUAAGUAAGGCCCCCUCCUCUGCUGUCUUGAGUGAGGCAUAACCAUGAAGGUGGGCUACACCACAGACUAUGAGCCACUCUUCCAGAGGUUGAGAACCCGGCCUGGCUUAUGUGAAAUGCUCAGCAGGUGCAAAUCCGUAUUUCUCUCCUUAUGCUCAGGGACCUAUCUCUGCUCAGCCCCAAACCCAGUCCCCAUGGUGUUCAAGUGCCCAGGAGUUGGGAAUGAGAUCUGGACGUACAGUAAUGAAUACAUUUCAGGCUGAUAAAUGAAGCUGACAUUUGUUACUAUAUCCAAUAGUCACACAGAGUUCUGUCAUUUAAAAAAUAAUAAAAACUCACGGUGACAUCCGCA